GGCCCGCUGUCGGCCAUGCCAGUGUCUCCCCUGCCGGCCUACCUCGAGCGCCUCAGCGGCCACCGGCGGGAAGGCCGGCCUCUUGCUGGGCCGCGGCUCCGCCGUCUCCAUGGCGGUCCCCGCCGCCCGCCGUUUCCUCCGUCUCCGCUUGGACAAGACGCUGGUGAAGCCGCCCUCAGCCGCCGCCUCAGCCUCCAUGGCGGGGCAGCCGUUAAAGCGGGGCGACAGCUGGGGCGCGAGCCCACGUGCCCUCCCUCCUCCCUCAACGGCCUCAACGGAAGGAGACUGGAGGCGGCGGCCGCCCCUUCCGCUUCCUGCCGGGCCUGGAUCGCGGUCGGGCGGCGGCGGGGCGGGAUGGCGGCGGGUCUGGACCGGCCGCAGGUGGUGUCUCACGCCCAGCAGGCGCUGAACUACACCCUCUUCGACUGCAAGUGGGUGCCCCGCAGCGCCCGGCUCCUCUGCCUGGGCAGCACGGCGCGGGGCAGCGGCCUGCUCCAGCUCUACGAGCUGCGGGGAGGGCGGCUGGCGCUGCUGCGGGAGAUUGAAAAGGCUAAACCUCUAAAAUGUGGAACUUUUGGGGCGACAUCUCUGCAGCAAAGGUACUUCGCCACGGGAGAUUUUGGCGGAAACCUUAACAUAUGGAAUUUAGAAGCUCCUGAAAUACCAGUGUAUUCUGUGAAAGGUCAUAAGGAAAUCAUAAACAGUAUAGAUGGUGUAGGUGGCUUAGGAAUUGGGGAAGGUGCACCAGAAAUUGUGACUGGCAGUCGAGAUGGAACUGUGAAGGUAUGGGACCCGAGACAGAAAGAUACGCCUGUCGCCAAUAUGGAACCUGUACAGGGGGAGAGCAAAAGGGACUGCUGGACAGUAGCAUUCGGCAAUGCUUACAAUCAAGAGGAACGUGUCGUAUGUGCUGGAUACGACAACGGGGACAUUAAAUUAUUUGACUUAAAAACCAUGUCACUACAAUGGGAGACCAACAUUAAGAAUGGGGUUUGCAGUGUGGAGUUUGACAGAAAAGAUGUAAAUAUGAACAAGCUAGUGGCCACAUCACUUGAGGGAAAAUUCCAUGUUUUCGAUAUGAGAACUCAGCAUCCAACCAAAGGUUUUGCUUCUGUUUCAGAGAAGGCACAAAAAUCUACCAUAUGGCAGGUUCGGCACCUACCACAGAACAGAGAUAUAUUUAUGACGAGUGGAGGAGCUGGAAGCCUUCAUCUCUGGAAAUAUGAGUACCCAUCUCGGCGCUCAAAGAAGGAUUCUGAAGGAGCUGAGAUGGGGGUGGCAGGUUCACUCAGCCUCUUGCAGAAUGUGACUCUGUCAACGCAGCCGAUUUCUAGCCUAGACUGGAGCCCUGACAAAAAGGGACUGUGUGUUUGUGGUGCCUUUGACCAAACUGUGAGGGUGCUGAUAGUUACCAAGCUUAACAAAGUUUGACAGGAAAACUAGAAUUUCUGACGAGAACGCAAUAUAGCUUGCAGCCUGUAAAUACAGAAGGGAUAGCCCUUCUGUUUCUAAUUUAAUUUCUCCCAUAUUAAAACUGGAUUAAAGAAAUAGAAACCAGAUCUUUCUAUUGAAAGUUCAGAUAUAUGCUGUUAGAGUUGUUUGACUGUGAGGCUUCCUGGGCACAAAACUCUUACCUUCUAGAAAUGUGAAUUUACAUUUGAAAUAAAAUGUGCCUUUGUGUUAACGCAAUCUAUAAUUUCAGAAAUCACUUUAAAUUAUUUGUGUUCAGUUUAAUCACAGUGCAAAUCUGUUCAUACUUGUUUAAUGGUGUGGCUUUUUUAUAUAUAGUAUUGUCCAUAUGCGUGCAUGUAAUGGUAACUACUAUAUAUUACCUCACAGAAACUCGUUGUGUUAUUGGCUCUAUCAAUUAGAAUUUUGUUAAAGUGACUCUGUAAUACACUAUAGAAACUAUAAUGAAUGCUGAAAUAUUCAGGUUUAAUGGAGUAAGCUUUUUAUUGAAGAGUGUAUUGAAAUUGAACUAUUGAGUAAAAUGCACUGUUUUAUUAUUUUAGUUUGGUUUCAUAACAUGUUUUUAUGUUCUGUUGUUUUUCUAUCUGUUUGUAACUUGGUAUUCUACAAAUAAAAUUACAUGGAGUGUUGUCUUAAUACAAACAAAGUAUAUUAUUCAAACAUCCAGAGAGUGAAAGAAUGAAUGUACUUGUAUAGGUUUACAAGAACAGUGUGCAGUACUUAGAUAAAACUUCCUCUUUUUGCAGCAAAAGUUUCUAAAAUUUAACUCCAUUGUGAAAAACUUGAUAAGGUACUUAUUUUUUUUUUUAACAUCGAUUCAGCAUUUCUUCAAAACCCAGUAUGACAGAGUAGCUUCGUUACUGUAGUUUCACCUGAACUUUUCUUGUAAUUACCCUUAUCUGCACUGUGUUUCUUUUCUGAUUUUACCAGUGUGUGCUGCUGCCAGUUUUUAGCAGGCACAUCCUCUAUUUGUGGAUGUAUGGUGGGAGUCUUCUUAAUUUCAGUAAGCUCUAAUGAUUUCAUUUGUCACUUCUUUGUCUGGUAUUUAGCUUUCAGGUGACUUGUAUGUGCAUAUGCAAAUUUCUAGUAAAAGCAUUUAACUACUUCUGAA
Molecule: messenger RNA, 2581 nt
Organism: Chroicocephalus ridibundus (black-headed gull)
Lineage: Eukaryota; Metazoa; Chordata; Aves; Charadriiformes; Laridae
Gene: DNAAF10
Product: dynein axonemal assembly factor 10
Exons: 8
Coding region: 16-1431 (471 amino acids)
Molecular function (GO): ubiquitin binding
Source: RefSeq, a predicted model, not a curated record